GCCUCCCAGCACCGCUUCAGGACUUGUGAAAUGGUAUUCCCUUUAAACAAGCUUAAAGGAACAAGAAUCCGCCUUUACGUCCAACGCGUCUGGCUGACCGUUGGCGCAUGUUGUAAACUGCACCCCUAUGACGUUACGCGAAAUCAGGAAGCUUUUACGCUAUACUUCUCAUUCUGUAUACGACCUACAUUCACGGGCUUACGGACACCACAACCUGUUAACGCCCUCUCGCAUGAGCUCCACCAGCCCUAGGAACUAAGGAUAUCGCACACCAUUCAACGCUAGCAAUACCCAUACACCACCAGUUUAGCUUAGGAAUCAUUAGGUCGUGCGUCAUUGCACUGGUGUGCGGCACUAGGGCAACAUGGAGGAUGACGAAGACAUACUUAGCUCAAUGUCCGGGGAUUACGAUCUGGACUUAAUACUGCCGUCCUUGUCUGAGGACGGCGAUGAUGAGGGAGAGAAUGAUGGGCCAGAAGAAGGAAUCGGCGCGGAUGCGGACGACGCGGAUUCAGAAGAGGGCAAUGUCAUGCUUGGUGGUCGCGCUGCUGGACUUGUUGCUGGUAGACUACCGGAGGCCUAUCUACAGGGCGCCGGUGACGCGCCCAGUGCACUGGCCCGUGUACAAGCGCCAGCGGAGGCUUCUGCGCUAGCGUCAUGCAUGCAGUCGCCAGGCCUGAGAAAUGGACCCAUGGGCCAAAACCAAUUCAUUUCCCUGCCCCAUUUCGCUUGCCAAUCAAGGACGCUCAAGAAGAAGUGGACCGGAAACAAGCUGUGCAUUUCUGUCAGGCCCUUGGUUGGCGACGCUAACGCCGACAUCCGGAAGGCGAAGGAGAUUGAAAUCGCCAGGAUCGUUCACGCCAGGCCGUCCAUUGUCGACCGGCUGAAAGUCGCCCGGUAUUUCGCGUAUUGUGCAUUCCUGUAUCCGGAUCGGGCUGGGGGGCCUCUCUCCGAGGCAGAAGCCGCUUCGGCAGCGCAUAUCAGUAUGGAGGAUGUCAACGCCUUUAACAAGAUCUCUUCCCUCCUUCUGUGCCCGCUGUGCAAGGGCGAACUGACACCGCCGCGCAAGGUGUUACGGGGAGGUGGAGAGUGGCGCGUCGACAACUGGCUCAUCUUCUGCGCCCAGAUUCCGCCUGUGGACUGGCCGCGCUCCGUCGCCGACCUGACGAAGGCAAGUGUGUCGAUUCACGUCAUUGGGAAACGCUUGUUUAGCUACCAACCUUGCAUGUUCCUCUUUCCCGUACAGCGCUACCGUGGGCACGAGUGGUGCACAUACCAGUGCAACGAGCACAUGUUCAUGACAAUGCUCCUCCGGGUGUACCACAACGUGCAUUCGCCCCCUGAGCCCAUCAUCAGCCGCAGCAACAGUGCCCCGGCUGACAUCAAGCGCCCGCGCGAUGAGGAGCCUGGCGGUGGCGGUGGCACGGGCGGUGGCACGGGCGGUGGCGCGGGUGAGGGGGACUCCGACAGCGACGUCGCCACUGCUGCCCAGCGGGGUCCGCCUGGGGCCCCGCCCGCCCACCCGCUGCCGCCGCGACCUCCCCGUGGCGGUACGGCUGGCCGCCGCGCGGGCAUGCGCGGUGGUCGCGGGAGCGGCUCGGGGGCGCCGGCGGCGCCGGCGACGCCGGCGACGAUGGCGGGGGCUGCGGCGGUGUCAAGGGCGGCGGCGGCGGCGAGGGCACCUCCAAUGGUUCCGGCGGCGAGGGUGGCAUCGAUGGCGAGGGCGGCUUCGUCACCGGCCAUUACCGUGGUACUGGAGGACAGCGACGUGGAGAUUAUCGAGUAGUGAGGGGGGGGGGAUAGCCGGCAUAUGUGAGAACGACAAGGGUAUGGGGGUUUGGGGCAGGAGGAAGAAUGAUGCAGUCGUGUGUAAUGAUACCUACAGGGGUCAAUAGGCUUCGGGCCAAGGAUGCGUAAGACCUACGCGUGGUGGAGAACGGGGGCGUGGGAUAGCAGGUCAGUCUAACAGGACGGAGAUAAUAUCAUGUGGGCUUUGCCUGUCCCUGGUUGUGUUCCUGUGUGCGUGUGCCCUGUUGCGUGGGACUUUGUUGUUUGUCUACCGCUCUUCCUAAUAGAGCACGUCUCGUGCUUCUGGGUUAGACCGCUUUGAGCGUGUUUUGCGUUUGCCGCCGGUUUAAUGGCCGGUGUGUGUCUGGUCAGCUUAAUUGUAAGUGUCAUUGGCGG
Molecule: messenger RNA, 2184 nt
Organism: Astrephomene gubernaculifera
Lineage: Eukaryota; Viridiplantae; Chlorophyta; Chlorophyceae; Chlamydomonadales; Astrephomenaceae
Source: the annotation of a GenBank genome assembly